AUGUAUGUAAGUACACACUUAUUGUUGUUUAAAGCUAUUGACUAUGUGAAUACAAUGAGACUCGAUAAACUCAAAAAAUCAGCUUUCAUCUUUUUGCUUGAUUCUACAGACAAUGUGAGAUGUAAGCCAUCGGUAAGAUAUUAUAUUAGCCAAGCAAUAGGGAAAGUUCCUACGAAGUUUGUAUGGAAAACGGACAAGGAAAAUCCGUUGAACUACCUACAAGGUUCCGGUUAUUAUUUGAAAUGUAAUACAGACUACACUGAAACUGAUGUAAAAACCUAA
Debaryomyces hansenii CBS767 is the source of this 282-nucleotide messenger RNA. RefSeq names its product DEHA2C08624p. The record is from RefSeq and is a predicted model, not a curated record. Bases 1 to 282 code for a protein of 93 amino acids. NCBI's taxonomy places the organism in Eukaryota, Fungi, Ascomycota, Pichiomycetes, Serinales, Debaryomycetaceae. The transcript has a single exon.